Molecule: messenger RNA, 3423 nt
Organism: Symbiodinium pilosum
Lineage: Eukaryota; Dinophyceae; Suessiales; Symbiodiniaceae
Source: the annotation of a GenBank genome assembly
AUGAAGACGCCAGUCACCGACCAUAAUCAGGUACCGCAAAAAAAUCAGCGUGUCAUUCUGGGCAUGUCUGGUGGUGUCGACUCUUCUGUUGCCGCCCAUCUGUUGCUGCAGGCGGGUUAUCAGGUCGAGGGUCUGUUCAUGAAAAACUGGGAUGAAGACGAUGGCACCGAAUACUGUACAGCGCUGCAAGAUCUGGCAGAUGCACAAAAAGUCUGUGACACUCUGAAUAUCCCGCUGCAUACCGCAAAUUUUGCGGCAGAGUACUGGGAUAAUGUUUUUGCGGACUUCCUGCAGGAUUACAAAGCAUUGCGUACGCCGAACCCGGACGUAUUGUGUAAUCGGGAAAUCAAAUUCAAGCAGUUCGUAAACUAUGCGGAACAUCUGGGCGGUGACUGGAUAGCAACAGGACACUACGCGCGUGGCACCUACGAUAACGGCACCUUUGCACUGCGCAAAGGUAUCGACGCGAGUAAAGAUCAAAGUUAUUUUUUGCAGGCUGUGCCCUCCUCCCAGUUACGUAAAUGUCUUUUCCCGUUAGGCAACUGGCAGAAGCAGGAUAUUCGCGCGAUGGCCGCUGAGCUUGGAUUGCACAACCACGCCCGCAAAGACAGCACCGGCAUCUGUUUUAUCGGCGAACGACGUUUUGCGGAUUUUCUUAAACGUUAUAUCGAAGACAACGCCGGUCCCAUGGUGGAUGAGAACCGUCGUCUCAUCGGCGAACACCGAGGCUUGCAUCAAUAUACGCUGGGGCAGCGCCAGGGUUUGAAUAUCGGUGGUGUAAAGGGCCGGUCCGAGGCGCCCUGGUAUGCGGCGGGCAAGCAGCCCGCCACCAAUACGCUUGUGGUUACACAAGAUCCCAAGGUCCUGGAGGGCAGCUGGCUACGCGCAGGUGAUGUGAACUGGCUAGCUUGCGUGAGCUUUCCGUUGGCCUGCCACGCCAAAAUUCGUUACCGCCAGGCAGAUCAGGCGUGUGUUGUCUACCCGGCAGCAGACGGGGAUUUGUUGGUAAAGUUUGCCGAGCCACAACGCGCCAUAACGCCAGGCCAGUUUGUCGCUUUUUAUAAUGGUGACAUUAUGCUGGGCGGCGCGCGUAUUAAUUCCUGUGAUAUCAGUCUGAAACUAAACGCUACAGACGGUCGUUACCGCAGCAAAGUAGAGCCGUUGGCAAAAUUAACCAGCGAAUUUGGACUGAUGCGUUACCGCGUCGAAGUGGAAUGCCGAUGGUUUGUGUUUCUCAGCCAUCACAGCGAUAUCCUGGAACUGCCUGCUUUAAGCGCCCAGGACGAGAAAUUUGUGGUCGAUAUCAUCGAGGGUUUUGAUCUGCAGGCUGCCCAGGCCAUCAAAGACUUUGAAGCAACCACCAACCACGACGUUAAAGCAGUUGAAUACUACGUUAAAGCGCAACUCAGCCAGAAUGAUGCCCUGGUGCCAUACGUUGAAUGGAUCCAUUUUGGCUGCACAUCUGAAGACAUAAACAAUGUCGCUUAUGCUUUGAUGGUGAAACAAGCUCGUGAGCAGGUGCUGGUUCCACAGAUGAUGAAGCUUGUGCAAACCCUUGAUGGGCUCGCCGUUGAACAUGCGGAGCUGGGGAUGUUGUCUCGCACGCAUGGCCAGAGCGCAUCACCGACAACCUUGGGCAAAGAGUUCAAAAACGUUGCUGUUCGCAUGUUAAGACAGGUGCGACACUGCCAGCAGACGGUUAUUCUGGCAAAGUUUAAUGGCGCGGUAGGUAACUUCAACGCCCACCUGAGUGCCUACCCCGAGUGUGACUGGGCUGCGCUCUCAGCGAAUUUUGUUGAAAGUCUGGGUUUGACCAAUAAUCCCUGGACAACGCAAAUUGAGCCUCACGACUAUCUCGCGGAACUGUUCCAUACCCUGACCCAAUUUAAUCAGGUGUUACUCGAUUUCAAUCGGGAUAUGUGGAGCUAUAUCGCUAUUGAGUAUUUCACCCAGCAGAAAGUUGAAGGCGAAACCGGGUCAUCGACAAUGCCGCACAAGAUAAAUCCCAUCGAUUUUGAAAAUUCUGAGGGUAACCUCGGCCUUGCCAAUGCACUGCUCGAACAUAUGGCUAACAAAUUGCCCGUGUCCCGAUGGCAAAGAGACCUGUCUGACUCCACAGUACUACGUAACAUCGGUUCAGCCUUCGCCCAUUGUCUGAUUGCCUAUCAGGCGACACUCAAAGGAUUGUCCCGUUUGCAGGUUAACAGCCAGGCGAUUACGCGCGAUCUGACAAGCAGUUGGGAGGUGUUAGCCGAACCUGUACAGACAGUCAUGCGUAAAUAUGGUCUCAGUGAACCCUAUGAAAAACUAAAGGCUGCGACCCGUGGCCAACAGAUUGAUGAAGCUGUAUACCGGCAAUUGAUUGAUACCCUGGACCUGCCGCCUGUGGCCCGGGAGGAGCUGCGCGCCCUCACUCCAGAUGUAUUUACUAUGGCGCUCGAUGUGCACGUUGUUACCGCCUCCUGGGAUCAGCAUAAACAAACAUUGCGAUCGAUCCGCGAAGACGUAUUUAUCGUUGAACAGGAAGUUCCGCGCGAGCUUGAGUGGGAUGAUGAGGAUGAAACAGCGACGCAUUUUCUGGCGGUGAACAGUCUGGGUCAGUUUAUUGGUUGUGCACGUUUGCUGAAAAGUGGUCAGAUUGGGCGUAUGGCGGUGCUCAAGUCACAUCGCGGCAAAGGCAUUGGAAAUGCGCUAUUGGAAGCGGCGGUAACCGCGGGUAAGGCUGCUGGUUUUGAGCGAUUGUUUUUGCAUGCACAGAGUUAUGCAGAACCCUUUUAUCGUCAGGGGGGAUUUUUGCCUUAUGGACAAGCGUUUACUGAAGCAGGCAUUGCGCACAUUGCCAUGGAAAUGAAAUUACCGUUGCCGUUUGAACCGCCUGCAGAUCUGCCCGCUAAGAAAGUGUCACCUGAUUCAGGGCAUACAGCCGAUCCGCCAACCCGUUCGGUCAGCAAAGCGGAUUUUUUUGAAGGUUACAGCGACUGUUUACAGGCAUUGGAACGGGUGAUCGCAAGUGCCCGACGUCGCCUGUUGAUAUUGAGUCCUUAUCUGGACCACGAGUUGUUUGACCGGGAACACAUUGCCCAAGCCGUUUCAGCACUUGCGCGCAGCGCACCCCGGGUGGAAAUCGAAAUACUGAUCUUCAACAGUCAACUGAUGGUUGAGCGUGGCCACAGAUUGCUGGAACUCGCGCGCAGGUUGGAUCAGAAAAUAACCAUACGUUUGCUGGAUGAAACACCGACGGGUACAUCGUCCAGCUUUGUCUGUGCUGACCUGGAUGCAUACUGGCUACUGCCGAGUUUUGAGAAGCACCAGGGUAUUGCGGAUCUCAAUAAUCCUGUAACAGUAAAACGGCUGAAUGAAACUUUUGCAGAAGCCUGGCGUAAAAGCAGAGAAGAUCCUAAUUUGCGUCUGCUGCGGAUCUAA